This is a messenger RNA of Grammomys surdaster, 4784 nucleotides long. It is a transcript of the gene Cd28, whose product is annotated as CD28 molecule. NCBI's taxonomy places the organism in Eukaryota, Metazoa, Chordata, Mammalia, Rodentia, Muridae. Gene Ontology annotation, biological process: positive regulation of T cell proliferation; T cell costimulation; immune response. The record is from RefSeq and is a predicted model, not a curated record. Bases 42 to 701 code for a protein of 219 amino acids. Gene Ontology annotation, cellular component: external side of plasma membrane; membrane. The transcript is spliced from 4 exons.
CUCACAGAGGAGGGGCUGCAGCUCUAACCCUCAUCAGGACAAUGACACUCAGGCUGCUGUUCUUGGCUCUCAACUUCUUCUCAUCAGUUCAAGUAACAGAAAACAAGAUUUUGGUGAAACAGUCCCCGCUGCUUGUGGUAGAUAGCAACGAAGUCAGCCUCAGCUGCAGGUAUUCCUACAACCUUCUUGCGAAGGAGUUCCGGGCAUCCCUUUACAAGGGCGUGAACAGUGACGUGGAAGUCUGUGUCGGGAACGGGAAUUUUACCUAUCAGGCCCAGUUUCGCCCAAAUGUGGGGUUCAACUGUGAUGGGGAUUUCGACAAUGAAACCGUGACGUUCCGUCUCUGGAAUCUGCAUGUUAAUCACACAGAUAUUUACUUCUGCAAAAUUGAGGUCAUGUAUCCUCCGCCUUACCUAGACAACGAGAAGAGCAAUGGAACUAUUAUUCACAUAAAAGAGAAACAUCUUUGUCAUACUCAGACAUCUCCUAAGCUGUUUUGGGCACUGGUCGUGGUUGCUGGAGUCCUGCUUUUUUACGGCUUGGUAGUGACAGUGGCUUUUUGUAUUACCUGGACAAAUAGCAGAAGGAACAGACUCCUUCAAAGUGACUACAUGAACAUGACACCCCGGAGGCUUGGGCCCACGCGAAAGCAUUACCAGCCCUAUGCCCCUGCGAGAGACUUUGCAGCAUACCGCCCCUGACAGGGACCCCUAUCCAGAAGCCCGCCGGCUGGUACUCAUCUACCUACUCACCAUCACUGCUCUGGAUAGGAAAGGACAGCCUCCUCUUCAGCCGGCCACUUUGGACCUCUACUGGGCCACCAAUGCCAACUAUUUUAGAGUGUCUAGAUCGAACAUCACCAUCAUCUUGAGACUCUGGAAUGAAUGAAAGAAGCUUCUUGGCAGGAUAAAUUUUGUGUGGCUUGACCCAAACUCAAGCUUAAUAUAUUUAUUGACUUGAUUGGGGAAGUUAGAGUAGAGAAAUCAAAAAGUGAGAGAAUUCAUUCAGCCUCGGAAAAUCAAUUUGCAGGCUCCUGGAUGAGCCCCGCCCCUUUCUCACUUACCAGCACAUUUCAGUGUGUUGAGUGAUAGUCAAAGCUAUUUUGGAGAGAGAAGAAAGGAUAGCAAAACCUUCUCUUUGGCUUAGUUGGUGUUUUGGAGUGGGGGUAGGUUAGAGUAUAGUACUUAACUAUUUGAAAAAUAGUUAAAAACACUUUUUUCACUCAUGAAAUGAGCCACUAAAAACAGUGUUUUCCUGUUAGUUUAGAAAGAUGUGGACAUAUUUUUAAUGAUUUCUGGCCAUUUUUAAUCACAUUGACCCAUGGAAUAGCCUCAAAGCACCCCUAAGCCUUGUUUCCUCAUUCCCUGUCAUGGGAAUCCAGUAUUAUUAAUAGUCACAACAUGAUUUCAGAACUAAAUAGCCCUCCCACGCCAAGAAGAUGUGAGAGGAAGUAAGAUCACUUUAUGUAAAAUACACACACACACACACACACACAUAUGUACACACACAUAUACACACACACACACAUAUGUGAAUGCUAUGAAGAAUUAUCUGUUUAAUAGCUUGUUAUAGUCAAAUCAUUUAAGUUUCAACUUUCCACAGUUAGGUCACUUGUUGUCCUUUGUGGAUAUCUGGAAUUGUGUCUAUAGGGCACUAGUCAUGAUACUGUGAACAAAAAGUGUAGUGUUAGAAUUUGUUAGGAUGACAAAAGAUGCAUUCCAGGGAGCUUCCUCUGAGGAAGGGAAUGAGGUCAUUCUUGCCAUGUACAAAAGAGGUGGAUGUUUUCCAGAAGGCACCAUAGGGAGCCCCAGUAUAAGUUCCUUUGGACGCUAAAGUUUAGAGGGAUUUGAUAUAUUGUAGGGCUCAGGACUCCAGAACUUUGUGGGCUCAGCUGCUUCAUACCAUGGGGAUUCGUUGACAAGAACAAUUAUUUUGGAGUGUGUCUUUAGGGAUGACACCAAAAUUCUCAAGAUCCUGCAAGGCCUGUUACUGGAAUGAAGGUGGACUUUUUUUUUUUUCUUUUGACUUCCAGUUUGGGUCAACUGAAAUGUAUCUGGGGACCUUGAAGAAUGACCGUACAGCUGUCUUCACCAUUUGUACAAUGCUUUGAAUUAUUCUGAGGUUUUAAAGGCAGGAAGACCUGGUAAAACUUCUCAUUACUAGUUAAAAGUUCUCCUGCGAGUCACUGAUCAUCCAAGACUAUGAUUCCUCAACUGUAAAAUGGACAUAAUGAAACUUGCUGUGAUCCUCCGGCCUCUGCCUCCCAAGUUUUGGGAUUACAGGAGUACACAAUCAUGACCAGUUUGUAACAUCAAUUUAACUCAUGAGAAUCUCUCAGCUUCAGUAAUUUUCCAGCUAAUUGGAAUAGUUUAUCUUGUAAUCAAACACUAGGCAUUUCCCCUCCUCCACUGUUUUGGUAUAUAAAGAGGUCUUUAAAAAUUUUUUUUUAAAUAUGAGAGGUAGGAAGAGAUAGGAAUCUUUUAAUUCUAGACAAAGGAUAUUGUGCUCUGGUAGACUUUUUUUUUUUUUUAAAUUGGCUUCUAUUCUGUGCCUUUAAUUAAAGCAGAGAAGGCCAAGAUCUGCCCCACUUGUGUGAUAAAAGACUGCUGGUCCUGGCACUUGUGAUUGCAGCCACCUCUUAACAUGUAGAGUUCUUGAACAGAGCUGGGAAUUUAUAGAAAGGGCAAUAGCAAAUAACAAACCCUUUUCUAAAUGGAAAGAUUUGGUCUUUGGCAAUCGAGAACUUUGUUUUCUAACUGGAAAAGGAGGUUUACUGGAGAUGAAUCACACCUGAGAGUUUUCAUACCCACCCUGGACAGAACCAAAGCAUAGGUGUGAGAAGCCUUUUGCUAUCCGUAUGAACCAACAGAUGGUUUAAAAACACUGGUUCAGAGUAAAGCUUUUGCAGUUUCAGAUGUAGUGUAUAUGAAGAAAACUAUGUCAUUUGCUGCUAUUAUUGUAAGAGUCUUAGAAUUAAAGGUGUGCCUGUAAUUUUUAAUUGUGAGCUCACCUAUUUGGGACUGAGCGUACCAAUUUUAAAGAGACCUGGUGUACCUUAUAGCUACAUCCAAUGAUAAAAUUACCACACUAGCAUGUGCCUGUUUUAAAACUCCUACUUUAAUGUUUUCCUUAGGACAGGUAUGCUCCCCCUUUUCAGUGAAUCAGGAGAGAUUUUGCUAUUUGAAAAAGUGUAUGACAUUUUUACACCUUUGGGUUCUCCUCUCUGUGUGUCUCUGUGUCUCUCUUUCUCUGUCUCUCUGUCUCUCCUGUAUAUGUGUCUCUCCCUCUCCCACUUCUCUGUCUCUUCUCUCUCUGGCUCUCUCUGUGUCUCUGUCUCUGUGUAUCUCUCUGUCUCUCUUUCUCUGCAGAUUUUCAAAUGUUGUUUUUCUUUGGAAGAAAUGCAAGCUGUGGUUGGUUUGCUAGGCUUCAGUAGCAGUUUAUCAGUAGGCCAAUGCUUUAUCUCUUGGAGAUUUCAGUCUGGGAUUACCCAAUGUGCUCUCUGUGAUGUGACUGCUGGGGGACAGAUAGAACUGGAUUGAGCCUUCAAUCAUUUAGGUCUUCAGUCAUUUAGUCAACUAAGUGAGCCACUAAUCUGAAAGGCUAUUUUAAUAGGCAUACUGAUAGUCAAAUGGAUGUCUGAUCUCUCAUCUCAGCUUUCUGUACUGACAUAUAGGAACUAUACAUGACUUGUAUGCUCACCUGAAUAUGUUAAAUUCAACAACGUGAGAUGGACCAGAAACCACAAUGUUCAUGUCCAUAUAGCCACCAUUAACCCACAGUAGUGUGGGACUUGUGAAUGAGUUUAUGCUAUCUACAAGGCCAGUUGAAGCUUAAAUCUCUCUUGCACUGUUAUGUUUAUGCAAAUAUCAAAAGCUUGUUCCUGUACCGGGGACUUAACACAUGCUAUUCAUACUGUUUUCUCUGUCUACAAUGGUAUUCCUUAGAUAUCUACUUGGUUUGCUCAUACUUCCUUGACAUAUUUGCCCAAAUGUCACCUUCAACUAUAGUUAAUUACCUCUACAACCGGUCUCCUUGCCUUGUUUUAUUUUCUGUAUAACUCUAUUACUAGAUGUUUUUCUUAUUUAUUGGUUUACUGUCUGUUUUUUUUUUCCUAAUCUACACUGGAUCUCCAUAGGGAAAGAACUCCAUUUACUUUGAUUUUAUUGUUGUAUCCCCAACGCCUAGAAUAAUGCUUAGCACGCAAUAAAUAUUUAUUCACUGAAUAGAUAGAUUUCACAUGGGUUUAUGAGUUAAUGACAAAUCUAAAUGAUCUGAUCACAUCCCGAGAAGGAACGCAGAAUCACUUCUGUUUUCCUCUUCUUAUCAGAGACACAAGAGGUAAAGCAGACACAGAGAAAUCUGGUAGAAGGACAUGUAAUUUAUACAAGUUCAUUUCGGUUUAGAAAUUUCUGUGCAUCCUGAAAGAUGAAUACAGUUAGAAUCAUUCUAAAAAUGUUAUUCUAAAAGCAACCAAUUAGGAAUAAGUUGAUUUUCCAUUUAAAGUACUCAAAUUAUCUCUUAAUAGAUUGUUGACAUCCUUUUUGUUUUUAUUUUUGGACCAUUUUUUAAAAAAAUUGUUUUUGGGACGGGAGAGAUGGCUCAGUGGCUAAGGACAUGACUCGAGCUAUUCUUCCUGAGGUCCUAGGUUUGUUUCCCAGAACCCAUAUUUGAUGCUCUCUUUGGGUUUCCAUCGACAUCAAAAACUCAUGUGGUUCAAUGGACAUAUAUUUAGGCAAAACAUAUACAUAAAAUAAAUAAAAAUAAUGUAUUUGUUGACAAUUUUA